AUGGCGGCCAUGACCAAAAGAGGAAAAACACUCACCGCCGCCAUCAAGGAGGAUCAUGGGAAGAUGCAUGAAUACUAUAAUCAUUAUAUUAAAGCCAGCGGAAAUACGGACGCUCAGGCUCGCUGGUCUCGGCAACUCACUUGGGAAAUUGCUCGCCAUGCGGUAGGGGAAGAAAUCGACAAAGGAUUCAAGUUGGCCGAUGAAGACCGCAAUGACCAUCAGAUAUAUCUCCCUCUCCUUGAGUCUGUGCUCGGUGUCGAGGAUAGUAAGAAGACAGCUAGCAGCUUCCGAACAACCAAAAAGCGCCCAUCCUUCUGUGUCUACGAGCCACCAUAUGAAACCUUCCUCGGAUUCCUCGCUAUGCCUACUGGUAAGUUCAGGGAUAUGUUCUCGACAUUUCCGACUGAGGAGAUGAAGGAAAAAGAGUAG
Guyanagaster necrorhizus is the source of this 429-nucleotide messenger RNA. RefSeq lists its product as uncharacterized. The record is from RefSeq and is a predicted model, not a curated record. The transcript is spliced from 6 exons. Bases 1 to 429 code for a protein of 142 amino acids. NCBI's taxonomy places the organism in Eukaryota, Fungi, Basidiomycota, Agaricomycetes, Agaricales, Physalacriaceae.